CCAAGUGGAAAUAAUCGAUCAAACAUUAUCGAUAGUGUUUCUAUGUGUGGCCCAGCCAGAUACACAUAUAAAAGGCAAAUGUUUUAAGGCCAGAAAUUCGAAAAUGAAAUCACUGAAGAAUUCUGGUAUAUAAUAGGCUGUAUGCUAUAUUUGCAUUAUAUCACAUAAUUUCUAUUUAUUUAAUCUGGACGGAAUUUGUUGUAAUUUGUCUAAGAUAAACCUUAAACGGAAAUGGAUACAUUUGACGUUUCUGAUAGGAACAGCUGGUACUUUGGUCCCAUGUCUAGACAGGAUGCUACUGAAGUUUUGAUGAACGAACGCGAGCGGGGAGUGUUUUUAGUCCGUGAUAGUAACUCGAUAGCAGGGGAUUAUGUACUUUGUGUAAGAGAAGAUACAAAAGUUAGCAACUACAUCAUUAACAAAGUUCAACAACAGGAUCAAAUCGUUUACCGCAUUGGGGAUCAGUCUUUUGACAAUCUACCGAAACUCUUAACUUUUUACACUCUUCAUUAUUUGGAUACAACCCCUUUAAAACGGCCUGCGUGUAGAAGGGUGGAAAAAGUAAUAGGAAAGUUCGAUUUCGUUGGCAGCGAUCAAGAUGAUUUACCUUUUCAAAGAGGUGAAGUUUUAACAAUAGUUCGAAAAGACGAGGAUCAAUGGUGGACUGCGCGUAACUCCUCGGGGAAAAUUGGUCAAAUACCGGUUCCCUAUAUACAACAGUCGCGUCAAUUUUUAUGGAAUGCAAAUAAAACUUUCGAUACGGCGACACUAACGCUAGGAUAUUAAUAAUGUAAAAUCAGAAAGAAACCCGAAAACUAGUGAGACGUAUAAGGGUCAAUAAUGUCAAAGAGUCGCCAGAAGUAAAUAUGUAAAAAUAUAUUAUGACGAUUAUAUGGAUGAAGAUGCUAUUGAUAAAAACGAACCUUCCAUUUCGGGAUCUAGCAAUGUAUUUGAAAGUACUCUUAAAAGGACAGAUUUAAAUCGAAAACUACCUGCAUACGCCCGCGUAAAACAGUCAAGGGUCCCUAACGCAUACGAUAAGACUGCAUUAAAAUUGGAAAUAGGUGACAUUAUUAAAGUCACUAAAACAAACAUUAAUGGGCAAUGGGAGGGAGAAUUAAAUGGAAAAAAUGGUCAUUUUCCCUUCACGCACGUUGAAUUUGUCGAUGAUUGUGAUUUAAGCAAAAACUCCACAGAAAUAUGCUAAAUAGGAAGGAAUGGAAGGAAUUUCUUUUGAUAAUUUUGAUUUUUGAGCUAAUUGUAUGAUUAAUAAGUUGUGCAUACCAAUUGUUAACAUAAUCAGAAAAUUAAAAUCUUAUUAAGUAAAAUAAAAAUAAACGGGUACGAAGGACAUAAU
Drosophila melanogaster (fruit fly) is the source of this 1357-nucleotide messenger RNA. It is a transcript of the gene Crk, whose product is annotated as Crk oncogene. Gene Ontology annotation, biological process: animal gross anatomical part developmental process; regulation of intracellular signal transduction; anatomical structure morphogenesis. Bases 232 to 786 code for a protein of 184 amino acids. NCBI's taxonomy places the organism in Eukaryota, Metazoa, Arthropoda, Insecta, Diptera, Drosophilidae. The transcript has 7 exons. The record is from RefSeq and is marked reviewed.